GAAUGGUUUAAGGAAUAUUAAUUCCAGGAUCGCUAUACAUUUGUUGAGAGAGAGAUGAAGAUUUCUAUGGUGGUUCAGAUACUGCAGCUUCUUCUGCUUCGCUCUUUGCUUUUGGCAGGGAAUGAAAUUGAUGCCUCUAUCUAUGACUACUCUGCAAGCAUAGAGUGUUUGGAUAAAGCCCAGAAACCACAGUACGGGGGAGGUUUGAUUCUCAAUCCUGAAUUUAGUGAUGGCUUACAAGGAUGGACUGUUUUUGGAAAUGGGAAUAUAGAGUUGAGGACAUCCAAGCAAGGAAACCAGUUCAUUGUUGCAUACAAUAGAACUAAACCACAUGAUAGCUUCUCACAAAUGGUACAUUUGAAAGAAGGAACCUUCUACACUUUUUCAGCUUGGGUACAAAUUAAAGGAGGUAAUGAGUCGAUGGUGGUAGCUGCACUCAAAACUUCACAAGAUCAAAACAUGGUAGUUGGGGCUGUGGCAGCUCAGUAUGGCUGCUGGUCUAUGCUCAAAGGAGGCCUGGCUGUAAAUUUCUCUGGACCAACUGAGCUUUUCUUUCAGAGCAGAAAAACAGUCAUUGAGAUAUGGGCAGAUAAUAUUUCUCUACAACCAUUUAGUAAAGAUCAAUGGCAAAAGCAGCAAUCAGAAAGCAUUGAGAAGAUUCGUAAGAGGAAGGUGCGAUUCCAUGUAUCUGACAAAGAAGGAAAGAUGAUCCAUAGUGCAACAGUCUCAAUGGAGAGCUUAAGGCCUCAAUUCCCACUUGGGUGUGGCACUUCUGAGGCCAUCCUCGGAAACAAGGCUUAUCAAGACUGGUUUACUUCCCGGUUCACUGCUACAACUUUUGACAAUGAAAUGAAGUGGUACAGCACUGAAAUCAACUUUGGGAAAGAGAACUACUCAAUCCCAGAUGCCAUGUUAGACUUUUUCAAAGAGCAUAGGAUCUCUGUGAGAGGUCAUAACAUCUUCUGGGAUGACCCAAGGUUCCAACCAGAUUGGUUGAAAUCCCUACCUCCAGAAGAGUUGAAAGUCGCUGCACUAAACAGAUUGAAUUCAGUGGUAUCAAGAUACUCUGGUCAACUUAUUGCAUGGGAUGUCAUGAACGAGAAUCUGCACUUUUCCUACUUCGAAGAUAAACUUGGGCCAAAUGCCUCGGCAUAUUUCUUCCAGAGAGUUCAGCAGCUAGAUCCGAAGACAGCUCUUUUCAUGAAUGAGUAUAAUACAUUGGAACAUGCAAAAGAUUUAAACUCUACCCCAGCUAUGUACUUGCAAAAGCUUAGGCAGAUUAAGUCAUUCCCUGGCAACAAAGGACUGUUGGAAGCAAUUGGACUCGAAUCCCAUUUCGAUGAACCCGAUAUCCCUUAUAUGAGAGCUUGUUUGGAUACUCUCGGUGCUACCCAAUUACCAAUUUGGCUCACAGAAUUGGAUGUUAUAAGAGGCCCAAAUCAGGCUAGAUACUUGGAAGAGAUAAUGAGAGAGGCGUAUUCUCAUCCUUCGGUCCAAGGGAUCAUAGUCUGGGCAGGAUGGAAGCCCACAGGUUGUAGUAGGAUGUGUUUAACAGAUAACAGUUUCAAGAAUUUGCCAACAGGUGAUGUUGUUGACAAGUUGAUCCAAGAGUGGAGUACCAACGGCUUGCAGGGUACUACAGACAUCGAUGGAAUAUAUGAACACUCAGUUUUCCUAGGAGAGUACCUUGUAAGAGUCACAAACGCAAAAAACACUACCUCACUUAAACAGACAUUGAAGGUGACAAGGGAGUGCUCUGAAGCGCUAGAUGUGUGGAUUGCAAUAAGAGAAUAGGCCACUGCAUCAAUCUAGUAUAAGCAACAGCUUGUAUGGAGCAAUAAGAGUUAAACUUGGGAACUGAACCCGUGUUCAACCCAUGCUAUACUAAUUUGGUCA
Telopea speciosissima is the source of this 1896-nucleotide messenger RNA. RefSeq names its product endo-1,4-beta-xylanase 4-like. Gene Ontology annotation, biological process: carbohydrate metabolic process. The transcript is spliced from 7 exons. Gene Ontology annotation, molecular function: hydrolase activity, hydrolyzing O-glycosyl compounds. Bases 55 to 1794 code for a protein of 579 amino acids. The record is from RefSeq and is a predicted model, not a curated record. Lineage: Eukaryota; Viridiplantae; Streptophyta; Magnoliopsida; Proteales; Proteaceae.